AUGCCUUCGCUUGACUCCAACAGAGUCGCCAACGGUUACCUUGGCCAGUUACGACAUAUCCCCCUUUCCUACGAUAGCGAAAAUUCCAAUGCCUCGGCUCGUGCACUCAUUCUCGCCCUACGACCUGAAUGGUCCAGUCUUGACUCUAAUAUUGAAUUUAUACCAUUCAAGGAUGGUAUAACAAAUACUCUAUUAAAAGCUAUUAAUAGGAAAGAAGGUCUAUCCGAAGACGAGAUAGAUAAGGAGGCAGUUCUUUUGCGAGCGUAUGGACAUGGGACGGACGUGCUCAUAGAUAGGCACCGCGAGACCCAAAAUCACGAGCUGCUGAUGAAAUGUGGCUUGGCUCCGGAACUACUUGCUCGCUUCGAUAAUGGCAUGAUAUAUCGUUAUAUCCGAGGCACGGCCACCCAACCCGCCGAUCUGAGGACGCCUUCUAUUUAUCUGGCUGUUGCGAGGCGACUAGCACAAUGGCAUGCUACUGUACCCUGCAUAUAUGAGACCCAUGCGCAGAAGAACGGGGUUAAUGGGACCAGCAACGGCCAUCGUGAAGUGGUAAUCGAACAUGCUGCGCCGGGGAAGCCUUCACCCAACGUCUGGACAGUCAUGCAGAAGUGGAUCCUUGCUCUUCCUACGAAGACGGAGGCCCAACGCACGAGACAGGCGAACCUCCAACAGGAACUGACUAAGCUUAUCAACGAGUUGAGCCAACGGCCUGGGUUAGGUGAGAAUGGCCUUGUCUUUGCGCACUGCGAUCUCCUAAGUGGAAAUGUGAUCAUUGAGCCUCAAGAUUCAAGCAGCAUUAAAAACGAGGACAGUCUACGAAAAGAUGUCAGUUUUAUAGACUAUGAAUACGCCACUCCUUCGCCUGCGGCAUUCGACCUGGCUAACCACUUUGCGGAGUGGGGCGGGUUCGACUGCGACUUUACUGUGCUGCCAACUCGAGCACAGCGGCUAGAAUUUAUCCGGGAAUACAUUCACACCUACUUCAGUCUAUUACCAAGCAAGCCUGAUAAUAUAGACGAGGAAGCAGAAGCACAGAAGCUUUUCGCAGAAGUAGACAUAUUCCGUGGCGUGCCUGGGUUUUACUGGGGUAUUUGGGCCUUGAUCCAGGCGACUAUUUCUCAUAUCGAUUUCGACUAUGCUGAAUAUGCCGAGAUUAGAUUAGGAGAGUACUGGGGAUGGAGGGAAGCCAGUGAAUCUGACGGCAAAUUAACGGGAAAGGAGCUGUCUAUAAGAGAGAAGAGAUGGUCGCAGUUAGAAUAG
Daldinia caldariorum is the source of this 1263-nucleotide messenger RNA. Its product is annotated as ethanolamine kinase. Gene Ontology annotation, molecular function: ethanolamine kinase activity; choline kinase activity. The transcript is spliced from 2 exons. Gene Ontology annotation, cellular component: cytoplasm. Gene Ontology annotation, biological process: phosphatidylethanolamine biosynthetic process; phosphatidylcholine biosynthetic process. The record is from RefSeq and is a predicted model, not a curated record. NCBI's taxonomy places the organism in Eukaryota, Fungi, Ascomycota, Sordariomycetes, Xylariales, Hypoxylaceae. The coding region runs from base 1 to 1263 and encodes 420 amino acids.